GGUGUGUUGAGUAAAAAAAAAACGAAACCUUGUGACCACAAACAAGGUUGGUUCAACUUGUGAGGGGGAUCAAAACAUUCCUAGAUUGGAAUAUGGCAAAUCUUGGUUGUUCUAGUCGUAGGAAAGCAAUUGAGGAGCUCCUUAGAGGGCGUGAUUGUGCCAAACAACUUAGGAGUGUCAUCAAUGGGAGUUGUGAAGAUGGAUCAUCAACAACCCCAUCAUUUGCUGAACAACUUGUGAAGGAGGUGCUCAUGUCCUUCACCAACUCCCUCUCGUUCUUGAAGAACAACCCCACUUCUGAAUCCCAUGAUGUUUCCAAUGUUCAAGUUUGUGAAUCUCCCAAGUCUGAGGACUCCCAAGAGAGCAAUUGCAAGAGCUCCACCAUUAAGGAACGUAGAGGGUGCUACAAGAGAAGAAGAACUGAACAAACAUGGGAGAAGGAAUCUGAAGCUCCAAUUGAUGACGGCCAUCAGUGGAGAAAGUAUGGCCAAAAGGAGAUCCUGAAUGCCAAAUUCCCAAGGAACUACUAUAGGUGCACUCACAAAUUUGACCAAGGUUGCCAAGCAACAAAACAGGUGCAAAGAGUUCAAGAGGAACCAAUCCUAUACAAGACCACCUACUAUGGCCUCCACACUUGCAAGAACUUGGCAAACCCUGAGAUCAUACUUGACCCUAUGUCCCCUUCAUCCUCAUCCAAGUUCCUUAGCUUUGACAACUCCUUCCCAACCCCAUCAAAGCAAGAGUGCCCCUUUCUCUCAUCUUCUAAUUUGCCAUCAUCAGUGAAAGGGGAGUGCAAGGAGGAGGUCCCUCCCUCAACUUCCUCCAAUCAUUAUCUCAUCUCUUCUGACCUCACUUUUGAUAGCUCACCAAGGCAUCAUGUCACUCUAUCAUCAACACUUGACUCAGAGUACAAGAGUGUGGACAUUUCGGAUGUCUUGUAUGAUUCUGCUCAGCUUGAUGAUGCCUUUGAACCCUUCCUUGAAUUUAGAUGAGCAUGUCCUUGUUUGGUUUGUGAUUUUUUUUAUAUAAUUUUUACUUUAGUGAAGGCAGUACAAAACAAAAUUGUCUAAUAUAUAGUAGUACUUUUCUUAGAUAAAUGUAAUAUCCGUGCUUUUAUUGUAAAUUUUGUCAUUUUCAAUGAAUGAGAAAUGAUCAUAAUGUUUCAAUGAUUUA
Glycine soja is the source of this 1173-nucleotide messenger RNA. Its product is annotated as WRKY DNA-binding transcription factor 70-like. Gene Ontology annotation, molecular function: DNA-binding transcription factor activity; sequence-specific DNA binding. The transcript is spliced from 3 exons. Gene Ontology annotation, biological process: regulation of DNA-templated transcription. NCBI's taxonomy places the organism in Eukaryota, Viridiplantae, Streptophyta, Magnoliopsida, Fabales, Fabaceae. The record is from RefSeq and is a predicted model, not a curated record. Bases 93 to 992 code for a protein of 299 amino acids.